AUGACCUUGACCCGCGUGAACGGCAUCUCCCUUAAGGACACUCCUGCAAACGAGAUCGAUAUGGCGGAACCUGCCCCCUACCUUUCUACAGUUGUCCAUGAACCUCUGAUUAAGAGCAAUUACGAAAUCGUCCUUGGUCAGGAUGUCACAGUGCUCACGCAGCUCGACACCCCGUUCUGGACUGUCGUUGUCCUCUCCUCUACAGCCAACUCGCCCGCCCGCACCGUCGUGACGAGGGAAAAGAGCCUCGACCUCGCCGUCGCUAUGGCUACGGUCCACCAGCGGUCUGCCCUUGAGGUGGCUCACUUCUACGUCGCCAUGGGCAAGACCUACGACAGCCCCAUCAUGCCACCGCUGCAGGCGCAGAAGAGACAGACGAAGUGUGACUGCUGCUGCCAGGGCAAUGAUGUUGUCACAGAAGUGGAGGACGGCAACGAUCUCGACGAUAACUACACUGACUCGAGCUCGGAAUCCGAGGACGACGUCGAGCUGGGCCUUGACCUGUCCGACGAGAGUGAGGACGAAGAGGGCCUGGAGCAUAUCAAGAAGCCGUCGCACCACCGACGCCGUGAGACCAAGAACAACAUGGUCAAGCCGAGGACACUCCCCCCCCGCCAGUCCACGUCCCCUCGCAUGCCGCCACCCGCAGCUGGUGAGCAAACUGCGACUGCACCAGCUGGCGAUGGAACCAUUCCCAUGGCCGUCCACCCUCACUUCUACUACGGCCAGCCCGCGACCUUGACGGGCGCCUACCACUCUCCCCAUCCCCCGAUCCUAGGUCCCCAUCAUCCAUUCCCUCACCAACAUGUUCUCCUCCCCCAUCAUACUCACCCCGUCCACCCCCCUCUCCCUCCACAGGGACACAAGCCCGCCGCCGUGCCCAACCACCCGGCCGCAGCCGUAAGCCCAAGCAUGCUGGGGACCUAUUCUCCCCCUACCCAGAGAGCGGGCGGUCACCCUAUCAACGCCUUCCAGCAGCCAAAGGGCAGCAGCAUGCCCCCACCUCCUGCUGCAGUCCCACCGCAGAUGAGGGCAAGCAACCCCCCUGCUGCCGCCGCCGCCGGUCCUAGGAGACCAGCAGCCCUGCCCCCCCUUCCCGCGCCCAGGCCCGUGUCCAUCAACAUCCACUGGAUCGGCCGCGGGAGCCUCCUGGUGACGGACACCUGCGCGCCCCUGCACGGCCGGAUCCUCGAGAGGGCGAUGCAGCUCGCUCGCCUCAAGAGCGGCGAGUUUGGCGGCAUCCCCCCCGCGGCCGAGCAGCAGCAGCACCACCACAGGAUGAUGGCGCUGCUCAAGCGGGUGCGGGCGGGCGACGUCGUGUACGAGGUGACGAGUCGGGUCGACGACCUCUCACCGCUGCUUGCGAGGAUGGGCCCGCCCUCGCAGGUCGGGUUUCCGUGCUUCGAUGUGGAGAUUGUCCUGCAGUCUGGGGACGGGGAGGAUUAA
This is a messenger RNA of Clonostachys byssicola, 1446 nucleotides long. NCBI's taxonomy places the organism in Eukaryota, Fungi, Ascomycota, Sordariomycetes, Hypocreales, Bionectriaceae. The record is from the annotation of a GenBank genome assembly.